This is a messenger RNA of Chenopodium quinoa (quinoa), 3109 nucleotides long. RefSeq names its product PHD finger protein MALE MEIOCYTE DEATH 1-like. NCBI's taxonomy places the organism in Eukaryota, Viridiplantae, Streptophyta, Magnoliopsida, Caryophyllales, Amaranthaceae. The record is from RefSeq and is a predicted model, not a curated record. Bases 835 to 2967 code for a protein of 710 amino acids. The transcript is spliced from 3 exons.
CAGCGGCAAAAGGGGAGGGGGAAUCACUGACGCAAAGGGGAGGGGGAAUCCGCGGCGAAAGGGGGUCGAGGUUUGCGUGAGAUGGUUGUUUUAAAGGGGGAAUCCGCGGCUGGUGGUUUUGGGCUUGUUUUCGGCGACGGUGGGUGGUGCUGCGGGUGGUUUCGGGUGAAGGGAGUGAAAUUGCGGGUGGUUUCGGGGGAAGAGAGUGAGGUAGCGAACGGAUUCAGGGAAAUUCGAUGGUUUUCGGUGGGGUUGAAGAAGGAGGUGGUGGUUUCCGGUGGGUGCUAGGGUGGGAGGCGGUGGGGCUGCGGUGGGAUGAAGGUGGCUGGGUUGGAUUUUUUUUAUUUUUAGUUUUUAUUUUUAAUUUUUUUGAGUAAUAAGAUUGCGACAUGUGGCAUUUAAGAAAAUAAAUAAAAAAAAGAUACCUUUUAAAUAGGUCACCAAUCAUUUGACCUAAUGAAAGAAAAUGCCCCCCAAAGUUGGGAUUAUUCAAUAAUAAUCGAAAGUUGGGAUUAAUGAAAGAAAAUCGGCGAAAUUUGAGAUUAAUAAUUACAAAUUUUCCUAAUAAUUAUAAUAAUAAUAAUAAUAAUCACGCUCGCACCAGCUUUGUCAUUAGUCAUUAGCUUGUAACGAACUUGGAAAAAAGUAGUUAACCAAUGUCUCCAACAGACGCUAAUAUACUUCACUUUGUAACAGAAAAUUAAAACUCUAACAAACUCUUUUCCUUGCCGCUCAAACUCAACAAAUCAAAUCUCUCAAUUUCUUUCACUCUCCUCCAUUUUUCUUCUCUCUCACAAAAACCCAGAAAACAAGCUAAGCUUUGAAGCUUCAACAAUGUCGCUUCCCAUUUUAAAGGCAUGUAGGAAGAGAAAGAGAGCCCCAAAACUCUUUGGUCUCAACACUUUCUGCGAUCCAGGUUGCCCAAUUAAACCAACUGGAGCUUUUCGAGAUAAUAUUAGGGUGUUUCUUCAAGAAUGUGCUGAAAUUGAAGACUACAAGAUCGAUUCCAUGCUUGUUUGGUGUACUCUUCUUGUUCAAGAAAGUGGGGGUGUCGUUCUUCCUCUUUAUACCAUUGAAGAAAAUGUCAAGAACUCAAAACAGCCCUUUUGUGAUCAUUGUCGUUGUUGUGGAUGGAGUCAUCACUAUAUGUCAAAAAGGAAUUAUCAUGUGAUAAUUCCCCUUGAUUCAGAGUGGACCAAGUCACUUAAUAGUGAUGUCCUUGAGCUUCAAACACAUCUUCUGCAUGGGCUGAUUCAUUGCAAUGGCUUUGGUCAUCUAGUAUGCAUCAAUGGGAUUGAAGGAGGUUCCAAGUAUCUUUGUGGAAGAGAGAUAAUGGAUCUAUGGGAUCGGAUCUGUACAAAUCUUCAUGUAAGAAAGAUCUCAGUGGAAGAUACCUCUAGAAAAAGGUCGAUGGAUCUUAGAAUUCUCCACAGUGUUGCAUACGGACACCCAUGGUUUGGCAGAUGGGGAUACAGAUUCUCCCAUGGUAGCUUUGGGGUUAAAGCACACCACCACCAAAAAGCUGUAGAAGUUCUUAGCUCUCUUAACCUGGAUGACCUGAUUGGCAGUCUCCCAAAAUCGAACAAGUCAGCACAUGUAAAACAAAUCAUAUACUCCUACAGAAAUCUGAGUGAGACCCGUCUCAUCACAUUAAGAGAUCUCCUCAAGUUCAUGCUGACCCUGAAGUCCAAAACUCCAGUUAAAACUAAAGUAGCCUUGGCCCAUGCUGCGUUUCCUGCUUCCUCACCUCAAAUUGAAAAGUUCUCACCAAAAAUUUCCAUGUCAAAGAGGCAACUUAAUACAAGAGCAAAGCCAAUGGUGAAAUGCAGGAAGUUUCAAGCUCUGGUAGCUACCAUGGAUAGCAGAUGGCCCAAACGGAGACUAGAAUUCACAGCUGAAGUUAUAGUUAAUGCCCUGAAGGAAUAUAGGGGAAAUAAGUCCUCCAAGAAAGGAAUGACUAGGCAGGAAGUCCGGGAUGCUGCCAGAGCUCAUAUUGGAGAUACAGGGCUGCUUGAUUAUGUCCUAAAAUCCAUGAAUAAUGUGAUUGUGGGUGAUUACAUAGUUCGACGUCGGACUGACCCAGUGAGCAGGAUUCUGGAGUACACCAUCCAUGAAGUUAGUGAAGCUUCACCUCCUAAGAAAUCUAGCAGAGAAAAGGCAUCUGUUGAACCUGUAUUAGCACUCACUGAAGCCUCUGGAAUAGACAUAUAUCGAGAUGUAUGUAUUUUAUACAAACAGGUGAUAUUGGAUCAGUCUGAUUCAAAUAUUUUGGGCUUGUCUGUUAGAGUAUUACUAGACAGCAAGCACUUCAUGAAGGAAUGGCCUUUCAAAGAUGAAGAUGACCAAUUACUAAGAUUCAUAUGCCAGGUGCUGCCAACUUCAAGUGAGUUAGAGAUGGAACUAUCUAAGAAUCUUUCUCCUGGUGAAGUAAUUGUUCUUCCAUUACAUGCCUCAUUUGGUGACUUGAAAGUAGCAGUUCAACAAGCUUUUAGAGACACUUACUGCAUCAUGGAGCGAUAUACAGUGACUGACAUUGAGGAUUUGGGAAGUUUGUAUGACAAAGAAGUAAUCUUUGGCGCAGUACAAUCAGGUUCUGUAGUUACAGUCAGAGGAAGCGGUAUUGAUUUGAAGAGUGAGUUCAGGUAUGAGGGAGGACCUGACAAUUGGACUGUCAGAUGUUCGUGCGGAGCAACAGAUGAUGAUGGAGAGAGAAUGGUAUCAUGUGACAUCUGUGAAGCGUGGCAACAUACAAGAUGCACAGGCAUUGAGGAUACAGAAGCAGUUCCCCCUCUUUUUGUGUGCCAGAAUUGUUGCUCUUCACUGAUGCCUCCUAGAGUUGAGAACAUCUCUUAUCCUGAAACCGAAACCUUCCAUUAUAUAACAUCGCCACAACCAGUUGAGGAACCGUGGAUGACACUAUCAGUGCCACAAGAAGUAGAGGAAUCAUGGAUGACAUUCUCAUACUGAUUUUUGUUUUUUUUGUAGUUAGAUGGCAAAUGCAUAUUCUUUCCUUUCUUUUCUGUAUUGUUCUUGUAUAUUCUGGUCUAUCUCCAUUUUUUGUUUAUACCUUUCUACUUGCUUAACUGUAUGAUUUGUAUCAUCAAGAAUC